Messenger RNA from Drechmeria coniospora, 525 nucleotides. RefSeq lists its product as uncharacterized. Gene Ontology annotation, cellular component: mitochondrion; mitochondrial inner membrane. NCBI's taxonomy places the organism in Eukaryota, Fungi, Ascomycota, Sordariomycetes, Hypocreales, Ophiocordycipitaceae. The transcript has 2 exons. Gene Ontology annotation, biological process: mitochondrial respiratory chain complex IV assembly. The record is from RefSeq and is a predicted model, not a curated record. The coding region runs from base 1 to 525 and encodes 174 amino acids.
AUGGCGCCCAACACGGAUCAUGAGCCGCCGAAUCCAAAUCAGAAGACGCUCCACGUCUGGUCGAAGCCGAUAGCGCAGAAUGAUGGGCAAUCGACGGGAGGUCAGCAGGAGGCUCAAGAGGCCGGCACAGCAGCGGCCAAUGCGCGACCGACAAUCUCGGAGGCCGUGUCGAUGAUCAAGACGGAAGACUUUGCCACCGUCGCGACGACACCCUGCGCACGACAGGGGUUCCUGGCCGGCAUCGCUUCGGGCGCCGGACUCGGCGGCUUGAAGUUUGUUCUCCACGGAAAUGCGACCAAAGCGGCCAACUGGGCCGUCGGGUUUUUCCUGCUGGGAAGCACGCUAUCGUACGAAUACUGUCAGUAUCGGCGGCGGGCGGAACGUAUCCAGAUGAAGCGCCACAUCGAGGUUGUGUCGGAGAACAGAAGGGAGUUGGCGCGAAAGGCAGCGGAGAAGCAGAGGGAGCAGGCCGAGCAGGAGGCGGAGAGGAAGGCUGGGCAGAAAGCUUGGUACAAGUUUUGGUAG